Molecule: messenger RNA, 1371 nt
Organism: Condylura cristata (star-nosed mole)
Lineage: Eukaryota; Metazoa; Chordata; Mammalia; Eulipotyphla; Talpidae
Gene: MMACHC
Product: methylmalonic aciduria (cobalamin deficiency) cblC type, with homocystinuria
Exons: 4
Coding region: 51-896 (281 amino acids)
Biological process (GO): cobalamin metabolic process
Cellular component (GO): cytoplasm
Molecular function (GO): FAD binding; demethylase activity; cyanocobalamin reductase (cyanide-eliminating) (NADP+) activity
Source: RefSeq, a predicted model, not a curated record
GUUACCCUUGAGACUCCAUUCCCCAGCAAGCUCAGCGCUUAGUGCGCAUUAUGGAGCCGCAAGUCGCCGAAUUGAAGCUGAAGAUUGAGAACACGUUGUGCCCUUUUGGCUUCGAGGUUUACCCCUUCCAGGUGGCAUGGUACAAUGCAUUGUUACCUCCAGCCUUCCACUUGCCCCUCCCAGGACCUACCUUGGCCUUCCUGGUACUCAGCACACCUGCCAUGUUUGACCGGGCCCUCAAGCCCUUCCUGCAGAGCUGCCACUUCCAACCAUUGACUGAUCCUGUGGACCAGUGUGUGGCCUACCACUUGGGACGAGUUAGAGAGAGCCUCCCAGAACUACAAAUGGAAGUUAUUGCUGACUAUGAAGUACACCCCAACCGGCGACCCAAGAUUCUGGCCCAGACAGCAGCACAUGUGGCAGGGGCUGCAUACUACUACCAACGACAGGAUGUGGAGGCUGACCCUUGGGGAACCCAGCACGUAUCAGGUGUAUGUAUACAUCCCCGGUUUGGGGGCUGGUUUGCCAUCCGGGGGGUGGUGCUGCUGCCAGGAAUACAGGUGCCAGAUCUGCUACCCACAGAGCCCCUCGACUGUGUACCGGAAAGAGCUGACAGAAUCACCCUGCUUGAAGGUUUCAACUUCCACUGGCGAGACUGGACUUACCGGGAUGUUGUGACACCCCAAGAGCGCUACUCUGAAGAGCAGAAGGCCUACUUUUCCACUCCACCUGCCCAACGCUUGGCCUUAUUAGGCUUAGUUCAGCCCUCUGAGCCAUGCCCUGCAUCCCCUGAACUUCCCUUUACCACACUCACACCUAAGAAACCUCAGAAUCCCAGCAGAACUGGGGGCUGGCUCAACCCAGAAGACUCACCACCUGAAUCUGCCAGCCCUUGAACUUCCCUCCCUUAUGGGAACUUUAUUUAUUUAGAAUAGUGGUACUAGGACUUACUUGGCUUACAUAUAGCUUAUAACCAAAUUUUAGUUUGGGUACAAAAGGAUUAUUUUUGAUGUAAUAGAUAUCUCCAAUGAAGGUUCACAGUAGUUUGGUUAAGAAAUCUAAAACCAAAGGCAAAUCUAAAAUUUCCAGCUGCUUCAAAAUACUGCAGUGCCUCCCUGGCAUAAGGGUUUAAAGCAAAGCACCGUGAAGGUAGCCACAGCCACUGUAGCACAAAUUCAAUCCCUGAAUUUGAGAAGAUAAACCACAUGGUAUAGCAGACCUCUCCUGUCUCUCCAGCUGCACCCCCUUGUCAGUCUAUUUCUGUCAAUCCACUUCACUCCUAUUGUCUUUGAUGAAUCCUCUCAUCAUCCCCACCUCUAGCCUGUACCCCAGUUCUUAUAUGCAUAAAUAAAUCUUUUAAAAUAUAUAUAC